AUGUCUGACAUACAGGAGGAGGAACCAUACACUUCUCUUCAGUGGGAUAAUCCAUCACCAAACCAUUAUGAGAAAUUUCUGCCUUCUAACAAAUAUUCAGGAACAAGUUGUGUUGUGCUUGUGAUUUUAUCUGUUGUCUGCGUGAGCUUAUUAACCACAUCCAUUUUCUUUGGCAUCAAGUGGUUCCAGGUGUCCACUCUGGCAAUGCAGCAGCAAGAAAAGCUCAUCCAAUACAACAGAGCACCAACAAACAUCACACAGUGGAAUAUGAACUAUGCGCUUCAGAUGAAAUAUUGCCAAACCUUGAUGCAAAACUCACCCUGUUCAGCCCAGAACUACAGACCUUGUCCAGACAACUGGAUUCAAAGUGGAGAAAGUUGCUACUAUAUCUCUCAAACUUAUAGCCAGUGGAACAGCAGUAAAAAAAGAUGUUUGAAUGAAGAUGCUAAGCUUCUACAAAUAGACAACAAGGAAGAAAUGAUUUUUGUCACUGGCCUGAAGAAGAUCGAACAGGACUUUGAUUACUGGGUAGGACUCUACCAGGAUGAACUCAGACAGUCGUGGCUUUGGCAAGACGGCUCCCCUCUCUCCCAAGAUCUGUGA
Molecule: messenger RNA, 603 nt
Organism: Sorex araneus (European shrew)
Lineage: Eukaryota; Metazoa; Chordata; Mammalia; Eulipotyphla; Soricidae
Gene: CLEC9A
Product: C-type lectin domain containing 9A
Exons: 5
Coding region: 1-603 (200 amino acids)
Biological process (GO): receptor-mediated endocytosis
Cellular component (GO): cell surface; membrane
Source: RefSeq, a predicted model, not a curated record